AACCAACUAUAUGGAAACCUCCCUUCUACUAUAGGCACUCUAGUUGGGCUGGAGUUGUUACAAUUAGGUAAAAACCAAUUCACAGGAAAAAUCCCCUCUACCAUAGGUAUGCUUCAAAAGCUACAACUUGUUAGUCUAUUUCAAAACCAAUUUUCAGGGCAGAUUCCAGAUACCAUAGGGAACUUAUCAUUGCUGAAUAAACUUUAUUUAGAUUCCAACAGAUUGGAAGGGCAUAUUCCAUCAACCUUGGGGAAUUGUCGUAAUCUAUUGAAGUUGUACCUUUAUGAUAACAAACUUAGCGGCACCAUACCUAAACAGCUACUUCAACUUUCAUCUCUAUCGAUAGAAUUAGUUCUUUCUCAUAACAACCUAAGUGGUUCACUUCCAACUGAGGUCGGAGACCUCACAAUGUUGUCUACCUUGGAUUUAUCCUAUAAUAAUUUGUCUGGAAACAUUCCGAGUAGCCUUGGUGGUUGUGCUAGCCUUUCAACUUUAUCUCUUAAAGGAAACUUAUUUCAAGGCAUUAUACCAACAUCGGUAAGUUCCUUGAGAGGAUUGGAGGUACUCGAUCUAUCUCAAAAUAACCUAUCAGGCCCCAUUCCCCUGUUCUUGGAACAACUUGCUUUACAGUUAGUGAACCUAUCCUAUAAUCAAUUUGAGGGUAAGGUACCAGUCCUAGGAGUGUUCUCCAAUGCAAGUUCAUUCUCAAUUUCAGGAAAUAAAAAGCUUUGUGGUGGCUUGGUUGAACUUGGGUUACCAAAGUGCAAGGAGGCAGAGAAACAUAAGAGAAGGUUCCCACUGUUCUUAAUAUUGAUACUGACUUUCUCCUCACUCUUCGUCAUAUCAUGUUUAAUGUAUGUCUGGUUCAAAAAGAGAAGCAGGGACCAACUUUGUCACUCAUCAAUGAAUGAAACACGAAUUUUGAGACUUUCAUACAGUGAACUUCUCAAGGCAACCGAUGGUUUUUCUAAACCGAAUUUAAUUGGAACGGGUGGGUUCAGUUCUGUUUACAAAGGAACCCUGGAUCAAUAUGACAAACCUGUUGCAAUCAAAGUUCUACAUCUCCAAAAUCGAGGAGCUCAUAGAAGCUUUAUAGCGGAGUGUGAAGCAUGGCAGAAUAUUCGACACCGAAAUAUAUUGAAGAUCAUAACUUCAUGUUCAGGUAUUGAUUUCAAGGGAAAUGAUUUCAAGGCUUUGGUAUAUGAGUUCAUGUGCAAUGGGAGUUUACAUGACUGGUUGCAUUCAAGUGCAAGUAUAUCCAAGCUGAACAUUCUUACAAGAAUAAAUAUCCUCGUUGAUGUCGCAAACGCACUUGAUUAUCUUCACAAUUACUCCUUAACCACCAUUGUCCAUGGUGACUUAAAGCCUAGCAACGUUCUACUUGACGAUGAUAUGGUGGCCCAUGUUGGAGACUUUGGCUUAACUCGGUUUCUUGGAACAGAAUCAUACCCAAACAGCUCAGUCGGGAUUAGAGGAACGAUUGGUUAUGCUCCUCCAGAGUAUGGUCUCGGGAAUGAGAUGACAAAUAGUGGGGAUGUCUACAGUUACGGAAUAUUAUUAUUGGAGGUAAUGACGGGGAAAAGUCCGAUAGAUGACAUGUUUAACGAAGACUUUAACCUUCAUAAAUUUGCUUACAUGGCCUUGCCGGACCAUGUAAAUGAUAUUAUUGAUGAGGAGCUUCUAAAGUUUCAUCAAGAGGAUGCAAUUCCUAUGAAAAGUAUGCCAGCAAAUGCAAUGAAAAUAGAGGAAUGUCUGGCUUCAACAGUCAAGAUUGGUGUAUCAUGCUCUGUCGAUUCCCCAUGCCAGAGGAUGGACAUAAAAAAUGUCAUCAUCGAGUUGCAACAUAUUUUGUGCACGCUUCAACAUAUUUGAUUGAGUUGAAAGACUCCGCAACAAGAAGAUGGUGCAUCAGGUACUAUAGU
Molecule: messenger RNA, 1922 nt
Organism: Erigeron canadensis
Lineage: Eukaryota; Viridiplantae; Streptophyta; Magnoliopsida; Asterales; Asteraceae
Product: receptor kinase-like protein Xa21
Exons: 3
Coding region: 109-1872 (587 amino acids)
Biological process (GO): protein phosphorylation
Molecular function (GO): protein binding; protein kinase activity; ATP binding
Source: RefSeq, a predicted model, not a curated record